CGCAGGUAGUUUAAUCUAUCAAACAAUAUAUUAUUGACUAGCUAUUUAAAAUUAAAACAUAAAAAAAUGUUUUCGACGACGUGGAGAAUAUUCCGCACUGCAAGUUGUCCAAUUACACUAACUGAUCAUAAGUUACUGAUAACUAUUAUUCUAUUGACCGCAUCGAUAACCAUAAACGUAUACGUCCUUAUCGCCGUUUCGAGAAAAGUAAGUUUAUUUUUCGUGUUCAGUUAGUUAACUUUUAACGGCAGUUCACCGUGCCACCCUUUCGUAACUCAAUUCCUUUCACUCUUUGCAACUAUUCUUAUUCACGUCGGACAUGAUAUGUUUCGUGUGUUCUUUCUGAAAACCAAGCUUUUAUCCCGAAAACCCUUCUUUGUCUGCGCUAUCUUGCUCACAAUGGUAACUAUGACUGCUUUAUUUCCACCGUCUUUUGUUAUUUUUCUUCCUAAAUAAUUGAAGUACUACACCUUCUCCGGGCCGGAUUUAGGCUUUUAGAUGUCUGGGGCAAAUCUUUUUUCGAGGCCCUUGGCAGUAAAACAAAUUAAAAUUACCCAAUAUCUAAGUAGUUGAGAAAAAAAUAAAACAUUUGCAAACCUGCACGUUAUAACUUUCUACCUAAAAUGUGUUUAUAUCAAGUUUGAAAUACUGCUGUUCAUGGAUAACAAAUUUUAAAAUUCAUUUAAAUAUAUCAAUGUUUUAAGAGUAAAAAUAAGUAUAUUAAUAGGCAACGUUUUAUAUUAUUUAUUUUAUCUAGCAUCCCGGAGGGGUAACGAGUACGGAAUAUUAUUAUUUAAAUACAUAAAUACUUAAAACUACCUAAAACUAUUUCAAACUAUUGGAAAACAAUUACUUCAACACAAUAUUCUUAAUUUAACAAACGAGUCAAAACAAAAUCAAAGUUCAAUAUACUGUUAUCAUGAAUCAGAAAUCGAUUAUCCGGACUAUUAGCAAUUAAGUUGCUUUUUAUAUUAAAAUGUUGAAAUAAAAUCUUUAAAACUAGUACAUUAAUAACUUCAUAAACAAAAUGACGGGUAUAUAUAUGUAUAUAUCGCACGAUGGAUGCGGCCACUGUUGUUUGUGUGAAGUUGCGAAGGGUAGGAUAUAGAGGGGAAAACAGUUUGCAUCCUUAAGCAACGAUAAACCAUUGAUUAUUAAAAACGAUUUUAAGCGGAGUUCAGUUGAUAGUGAUGCUUUGUCAACAAUAUAUACACCGUGAUACGUAAAAUAAUUAAAUAAGCAUUAUAUAUUUUCUUUAAUAAUAUUGUAACGAUUUGCCCGGUUUUUCAUAUUUGCUAGAAAAACGCGUGAGGAAAUCUUAAUACAUACGCAAUAUACUAUUAUACACGAAUCGUUAAUGUAUAGAUACAUAAUAACAUGUACCACAAAUGCUCAUUAAUGGGAGAUAUUAAUAUUAUUAAUUUUGCGUGACGUUUCAUUUGAAACGGUUGUCGACAAAUAGUAAAAAAACAUUACGUGCUAGUCUUAUCAAUUUAGGUUUUAUUCGUCUUAUUAAGUUAUACGAUAAAAACAAUGUCCUCGAUUUGUUUACAUAUUAUCGUAUUAUUUUACCAGAGAUUUCAAUUGGUUUUGGGGCGAAAAACGAAAAUUCAGGGGAAAAAUCAAUCCCUAUAGUGAAUACUUUUUGAAAUUUUCGAUCCCGUAUAAUCAAUGGUAUAGCAAAUAUUCCUUAAUGACGAGUGAGGUAUGGGAAGAACCAGCCGCCAAAAAUGAUAUGUUUAACGUACAUAUUUCCUUAACUGGUUAUAUAUUUAAAAGUAUACUGUACUUAAUUAAUCAAGGAAAUAUGAAAAUAAAUCACACACAAUAUAAACUAUAAAGUAAUAAAAAAAAAAAAAAAAACAUAAAACAUUUACGAUAAAAAUAUUUAAAAAUUAGGCAGAUGAGAGGGGGACAGCAUAGUCCGGCGAGAACUGUUGUAGAUUUAGGAUUUUUGUUUUUACAUAAGAAUUACUGGGUAUUAAUAUGGAUAUCAAUGAGAGUAAAAACCGUGGACGAUUCGUUCAAGAUUCAACACUGGUUUCACAGGAAAUAGAGGUUUUUGCAUAUUUGAGAAAAUUUCAGGGGUUAUUCGCAAUAAAUCAGAUUAUUUCACAUAUUUUGGAAUAUUUUGUUGAGAAAUAAAACAUAUUAAAAUUAAAAUUUUAAGGAACCUAUCUAUACUAGGCAUAAAUACUAAAGAUAUCUUAGUUUGCCAUCGCACUGCCGUGCUUUCGCCGAAAAGCAUAUAGUGACUAACAUGCUGGCUGUCGUUUUGAAUGUUUUGAAUCUGAUAAAAACAAAGUAUAUUUCUUUAUCAAAUUGAAAACAAAAAAACUGUAUUUAUUCUUGUUGCAAUGGAUCUUCAUUUUAUUUUUGUAAUUAUUAAUAUUUUUCAUCUUAAAAUAAUUUAAAACUUUCCUGCGAAUAAAAAAAUACCUAUUAAAACGUGUUUUGAUUAUUUUCGCGUAUUUGUAGAUUUGUCAUUAAGAAUAUUAGCAUCGCAAUUGAGUUGGUUUUAUUUGAGCAUUAAAAUCCGGACCUCAGUGAUAGGUAAAGACCGGGUUUUCAUUUAAAAUUCACGAAAACACCAAUAAAAAAAAGCGCUUAAAAACAUUUAAAAUGUAAAAAUAAUAAAGGGAAUUUAAAGUAUCCUUCUAAAGGCUCUAAGUUAUUAAAUUAAAUGUCCUAACACUACGAAAAUUAUAUCUUUUAAAUGAAAUCGUACGUAAUACGUAAAGGAAAAAAUAUACAUACCUUUUAUUAAGCAACUAUGAAUUUUAAAAUGUGGAAAACGUUCGGGAAUAACGGAAGAUGGAACAUGUUCGUAAUAUGUAUACUUUUAGUAGCAUUUGUAUAUCUAAAUAUGACUAUAUUUAUAGUAGUACCGUUUUUAAAAAAUGAAUGGUUGUUUUUUGUUUUGUUUUAUUUUUAUGUUAAAACGAUAACCCUCAAUUGGACUGGUACCUCGGUUUGUUGGUUUUUUUCAUAAGAUACAAUAUUACGUUCCACAAUCAUAUUACAAGAAUAAUAAUUAAUAAAUAAUUUUCUUCACUCUCGAAUAUUUUGAUUAAAACUUACGCAAUAUACUACUAUACAUAAAUUGUCAAUGUGUAGCUACAUAAUAUUAUAAAAAUGUCUGUUUUUGGGAGAUAAAAAUAUUAUUAAUUUUGCGUGACGUUUCAAACACCUCUAUUAUUUUUACGUUUACCUUGCCUUGGUCGAGUGAUUUUUUUCGACGUUGUCGUGUGAUUUUUUGUGGAUUUUAAAGACAUAUUUAAAUCCUGUCUCUAAUAGUUAUAAGGUAUACGAUUAUCGGGUUUAACCUAAUGGCAAUUCAUAAUAUCAAUAUAGGCUAGUACACUGCCGCUUUGUACAACGACAUUUUAUUUUUCUAGGCGCCUUUGCCGGUCUGCUAUCCGAAAAGUAAGAUAGACUUGCCUCGGUGUUCGAAUGCUAUAUUACAUUAUUAUAUUGUACACGUCCCUACGUAUUAUUCUGUCUAAUAGUGCAAGACAACGCGUUUACGAGUACGAGGACGGUGUGGCUCGAAGAACUGCCCGUGGGCGACCGGGUCGGCGAGCAAAUGUCUUACGUGCCGAAGGGCUACAAGUACGACGAGACGCCGGUCAAACGGAUUUUGNGUCGACGCGGUACUCUUCAGACACAGUUUCAGUCGUCCGCACUUCCAGAAACCGCCGAAUCAGGUAAAUAA
This is a messenger RNA of Cinara cedri, 3715 nucleotides long. NCBI's taxonomy places the organism in Eukaryota, Metazoa, Arthropoda, Insecta, Hemiptera, Aphididae. The record is from the annotation of a GenBank genome assembly.